AUGGCUCUGCGGUCCAGGACGGGAUUUUACCGGCAGGAGGUCAACAGAACCGCGUGGGAAGUCCCAGAACGGUACCGAGACCUGAGGCAGGUUGGGACCGGAGCCUACGGGACAGUUUGUUCAGCGUGGGACCGGCGCACAGGGACACAGGUGGCCAUCAAAAAGCUGCACCGUCCCUUCCAGUCCAAACUCUUUGCCAAAAGAGCUUACAGAGAACUUCGACUCCUCAAACACAUGAAGCAUGAGAAUGUGAUCGGACUUCUGGAUGUUUUCACAGCCGAAAUUUCCCUGGACCGCCUUCGAGACUUCUACCUGGUCAUGCCCUUCAUGGGUACGGACCUGGGCAAGCUGAUGAAGCUGGAGAGGCUCUCGGAGGACCGAGUCCAGUUCCUGGUCUACCAGAUGAUGAAAGGACUGAAGUACAUCCACUCUGCAGGGAUCAUCCACAGGGAUCUAAAACCAGGGAAUCUGGCCAUCAACCAGGACUGUGAAUUAAAGAUUCUGGACUUUGGCCUGGCCAGGCAGGCGGACGCGGAGAUGACGGGCUACGUGGUGACCCGCUGGUACCGAGCCCCCGAGGUCAUUCUCAACUGGAUGCACUACACUCAGACAGGUUGGAAGACUUCCUGCACACUGGACAUCUGGUCUGCUGGCUGCAUCAUGGCAGAGAUGCUGCUGGCCAAGCCGCUCUUUAAAGGCAACGAUCACUUGGACCAGCUGCGAGAAAUCAUGAAGAUCACAGGAACGCCUGCUGCUGACUUUGUGGUGAAGCUGCAAAGCCAAGAUGCCAAAAACUACCUCAGAGGUUUGCCCAAAGUGCCCAAAAAAGAUUUGCACUCCAUUUUCUCCAAAGCUAGCACAAAUGCGGUGUGCGUGCUGGAGAAGAUGCUCCUCCUGGACCCGGAGGAGAGGGCGAGCGCCUCGGAGGCCCUGGACCUGCCGUUCUUCACAGACUUCCGCGACACGGAAGAGGAGACCGAGGCGCAGCCGUACGACCAAACCAUGGACAACACCGACCUGACGCUGGAGCAGUGGAAACGGCACACCGUCACCGAGGUACUGACCUUCAGGCCGCCCAAGGACUCCAGAGAGACCACGCUCUGA
Entelurus aequoreus (snake pipefish) is the source of this 1104-nucleotide messenger RNA. RefSeq names its product mitogen-activated protein kinase 12-like. The transcript is spliced from 12 exons. Bases 1 to 1104 code for a protein of 367 amino acids. Gene Ontology annotation, molecular function: ATP binding; MAP kinase activity. NCBI's taxonomy places the organism in Eukaryota, Metazoa, Chordata, Actinopteri, Syngnathiformes, Syngnathidae. Gene Ontology annotation, cellular component: cytoplasm; nucleus. Gene Ontology annotation, biological process: protein phosphorylation; intracellular signal transduction. The record is from RefSeq and is a predicted model, not a curated record.